GAGUUCUCUAAGGGAGGACUGGUAGGGGAGGAGAGCUUGAGACAGCCAUAUGGAAAAGAAAUGGCAAAGACCCAGAGGCAGUCCGUCUUCCUAGCGGGCUGUUGGCAGCUCUUGGUGAACUAUGGAGUAAAAAGCUCCGAGCUGAGAAGUCAGGACGGGAUGAUAGUGACCUACCCCAGGAACUCCACCUCCCAGCCUGGCUCUUAGAUUUUGUUCUCAGUCAGUUGGACCCACGUGAUCCAGUUUAGUGGAGAACUAGGAUUUGUAUGAGUGAAUUAUCCCAGCCAGAGAGAUUCUGUGCCCUAGCAGAAGAGAAUGAAGUCGCCUUUCUACACAAUAUUCUCCAGCCUAGAAAACUGGACUGCCAUCUUCUUCUUCCAGGGCUUCCUGGUCUACUAUCAAGUUGUGGUCAUGACCUGCAGCCCUUCCCAAAAUCUAUCCUAUGGUGGUUUAGAGUCUGGAGAAGAUAUCUACCAAAGUAAGAUCCCCUACCCAUGCCAUGAGCCAUAUUACAAGACAGUGCCUGCCGAGGACAGUGGCCAGCCUCUACCUGGAACAUUCACUGACUCAGCCCAGGACAUCUGGAAAGGCAGAGAGAGAAGUGGGAAGAUUCCUCAAUGUUCACCUGUAUGUGGACAACCAUCCACUCCUAUUGACCAGGACCAGGGGGCCCUUGGUGCAUCUAAAGCAAAGCUAGGGAACUUCCCAUGGCAGGCACUCACCAUCAUCUAUGGGCGUGGAGGAGGAGCCUUGCUUGGAGAUCGCUGGAUCCUCACAGCUGCCCAUACCAUCUACCCUAAGGACAGCUUCUUCCAGGAGAACCAGAGUGUGGAUGUUUUCCUAGGACACACAGACAUAGAGGAAAUCAUAAAGCUGGGUGCUCACCCUGUCCGUAGGGUCAUUGUGCACCCAGACUACCGCCCAGAAGAGCCAAACAACUUUGAAGGUGACAUUGCACUACUGGAAUUAGAGAACAGUGUCCCCCUGAGCCCCAACCACCUCCCCAUCUGUUUGCCGGACAAUGAAACUCUCUAUAGCAGUGGCUUGAUGGGCUAUGUCAGUGGCUUUGGGAUGGAAAGGGGCAAGCUGGUUAGCCAGCUGAAAUAUGUGAGUCUGCCCAUCGCCAAGAGAGAGGCUUGUGAGGCCUGGCUUCUGGAGAAAAAUAGAACUGAGGUAUUUUCCUCAAACAUGUUCUGUGCUGGAGACAGGACCAUAACUCAAGAUGCCUGCCAGGGGGACAGUGGAGGAGUCUUUGCUGUGUGGGACAAUACUACAGAGCGUUGGAUGGCCACAGGCAUUGUGUCCUGGGGCAUUGACUGCAGCAAAGGGUAUGGCUUCUACACCAAGGUCCUCAACUAUGUGGACUGGCUCAAGAGGAUAAUGGAAGGGGAGGCCUGAGCCCCUAAAGUUGCUCUAGCCUUGGCUCAGAAAUCACCAUAGGUUGGAGGUUCUCAAAGUGUGGUUUCAGGAAGUGCACAAAGUCUUUGACAACACUGUCAUUUUAAUUCUAAUAUGGUAAAUGCCAAUAGACAUGACCCACAUAAACAAAAUUUAUUUGGGGUCCUCAACAAUUUUUAAGAGCGUAAAAAAUGCUGACAUCAAAAAGUUUGAGAACCACUGCUAUAGGGAAAGAAAAUGACUCUUGGGUAGAUCAUAAUUGCUUCCCAAGCAGCAUCCACAUUAAAAUCACUGAUCCAGCACCCAAAGGUGUAAAAUGAGUUAUUUUCUCCCCUAUCCCCAUCCACCUCCAGUAACUAAAACAGAUCUGAGAAGUGAAUAGUAUUUACAGCCUCUUACAACCAGUACCCGGCCUGCCUACUGGUUUCCAUGGAUCCCUGUGGGGUUCCAUCAAGGGCACUCUCCCAUUCAUUAUUUUUUUUCCUUUUUUUAAAAUUAAAUUUAAUUUUUUGUUACAUUUUAAGUUCUGAACUGUUUCUUCCCUUCCUCCCUCCCUCUCCACUCCACAUUAAAGAAAGCUACCAUUUGAUGCAGAUUUAUAAAUAUACGCAAAACUG
Molecule: messenger RNA, 2015 nt
Organism: Trichosurus vulpecula (common brushtail)
Lineage: Eukaryota; Metazoa; Chordata; Mammalia; Diprotodontia; Phalangeridae
Product: complement C1r subcomponent-like protein
Exons: 5
Coding region: 316-1398 (360 amino acids)
Biological process (GO): zymogen activation
Cellular component (GO): blood microparticle
Molecular function (GO): serine-type endopeptidase activity
Source: RefSeq, a predicted model, not a curated record